AUGAAUACAUUACCGUCAGUGGAUUUCAACCCACAGGACUCUUUACAAAUUUCCUCUACUCAAUCAGAUGUAAUCAAACAAAGUAAUCUCAGGAGUGAUAUUACGCCUAUUGAUGACAAGAUGAUGUCAUGCUCUGAGUCAAUAAGAUUGGAGUUUAAUCAACACACAUUUAAAUCAACCCCGAAUUAUAUAAUGCAUCAUGGUAUUGAUGCACACGUAGAGGAUAACCUUAAUGAUGAUGAUGACGGCGAGGAGAAGAAGGAAGAUAACAAUUUUUUGAGAUAUAUUGUAUUUCAUGAUGUUAGUUGAUUGGAGGUAGUCGACAGGAAGCUGUGGAUGUACGUUUCCUGCUUGUUGGCACUUCAUCAACAGAGCGUAUCUUGAGCCUCGAUAGGAUUGAUAUCCCGCCUGAGAUAUAAACACGCAUCACCCGAUGUGUUUUGUCUUUAUCGAGAUUACAAGUGAGGUAUUUAUGCCGUGAUUGACUUGCAAUGAUUAAUCACAAGUGAGCAACCGAUUUGCUGUUGUCCGUGUACAGACGGAAAUCUAUCGAUAAAAAAGAUUUGAAGCGAAUCAUAAAUUUCAGUAGGAUACUCUACAUAGUGUUGAUCGGUGGAUACCAUUAAGGUGGCUUUCGGUAAGCGACUGACUCGAUAAUUAUCGGAAUUGAACAACAUCACACUUAUCCAGGAGAAGCCUGACGUUAUCUCUAGUUUUCCGUAGAAACAGCAUUGAAGACCGUUAGCCGACUUUCAGAGUGGUGGUCCACAGACGCAUGGACUGCAAGACUACUACAUAACUGGAAAUGGUAUGACUGUUUAGGGAUUACACAUCAUCUAUGUGCUAAGGAUUCAAAGGAGGUUGUAUAAACUUGUUCUGAUUUCUGUGUAUUGGUGUUGAUUUCUUUCCUGUUUUGCUCAGAUCCAUUGUCAAGAAUUUUUAA
Heterobilharzia americana is the source of this 943-nucleotide messenger RNA. NCBI's taxonomy places the organism in Eukaryota, Metazoa, Platyhelminthes, Trematoda, Strigeidida, Schistosomatidae. The record is from the annotation of a GenBank genome assembly.